GUUGUUGUUGGAGAGGAGAAAGGUUCGGUGACAUUGGAUACUCUAAACCGUCCUCAUCAGCUUAAUGUCAUCUCUCCUGAAGUGGUCCUCAAGCUUGCAGAAUAUCUUGAAACCUGGGAGAAUGAUGACAAGACAAAGCUUAUACUGAUCAAGGGUGCAUGGAGAGCUUUCUCUGCCAGUGGUGAUCUAAAGAUGUUUUAUUACGGCGGUGAAUCAAGUAAGAGUCCCAAGAGAAAACAUACUAUCAUGUUUUAA
This is a messenger RNA of Eruca vesicaria subsp. sativa (arugula), 255 nucleotides long. The record is from the annotation of a GenBank genome assembly. NCBI's taxonomy places the organism in Eukaryota, Viridiplantae, Streptophyta, Magnoliopsida, Brassicales, Brassicaceae.